Candidula unifasciata is the source of this 2298-nucleotide messenger RNA. NCBI's taxonomy places the organism in Eukaryota, Metazoa, Mollusca, Gastropoda, Stylommatophora, Geomitridae. The record is from the annotation of a GenBank genome assembly.
AUGCUGCGGCUUUUCUUGUUUAUCUGUGAGGCUUUACUUUUACUGACAACAGUUGUUGGAGAUAUUUAUUUACACAAUCCCAGAGGCAGCAACAAUCGACUUGAUGAACAAACAAGAGAACGUGCAAAUGCAAAUAACCUCUUUGACUCACAGAAUAAUGACAGAGGAGGAUAUAAUGUAGGCUCACUCUACUAUUAUCAAGGUUCAACAUUGUCUGUAGAAUGGACCAACCAACACUCAUGUCAGAACCCUAACUGCCAUUGUGAGAUCAUACUGCAAUAUAUGUGUGACUUUAGAGUCAGAGAUGGUGCCACAACACAAACCAUACCAGCUAACCGUGCCCAGUGUGAAAAUUAUGACUGUGACAUGGAUCGCAGAUACCGCAUGAAUGAGAACUAUGCAUAUUAUUCCGAAUGCUCAGUGAGAGAAAGAAACAAAGGCCUGUUUACUGCAGACCAGAAUUUAAAUAAUAGAAACACAGCCAGAAAUACACGACAGAAUCCAGCAGGCACUAGGAGAGGCUACGAGUGCCCAGAAGAAAGGGAUUAUUACCCUUACUGGCAUCCUUCACCAUGGGUGGACAUAGCUGUGAUGACAGAUGAUGUAUCUCGAUGCUCCUACUACAAGGCAGAAAGUCAGAAUGUCAAAGAAAAGUGGGCUUGUGUUCUUCCCAUGGCUGAUAUGGAAGCACUUAAUGGCAAAAUUAUUUUGCCAAACAAUAAAGAAGGAUGUGAGGCAUAUCAGUUUCCAAAAAAUGUGAAUGCAUCAAGUAAACCAGAGUGGAAAAGUUUCCCAGCACACGGCGUUCCCCCUCCGGACUGCAGGGAAACAGAGUAUUCACGGGAUAACCACCUGGGAAAUGGCUAUGGGGGGCAUCCUAACAUGUAUAACUGGACCAUUCCUAGUUACCUGGAGCACGAACAUUGUGUUCUGAGAGUAAGAUAUAAUAUUUCUACAAGUGAUUACCCAUCUUGGGCCACUAAUGCAUCCAGCAACAACAAAGUUAACAUGGCAGACAAGUUUGGAUUUUCGUCAGAAUCUGCAGCAAAAGACAGAGGAUAUGUAUUCAAAAAUAACCCUGUCGUGACAGUGUUUGGUAACCUCACUCUGAAUCUGCGUCUGGCCAUUGACACAGCUCAGUUUGGACGUGUCUUCCAGGACAGGUCACAUACAUUUGCUGUUCGUAAACGCCCUGAUUGGUUGCAAGAUACAGCCAUUUAUAACUUGAAUGUUCGAGGCAAGAGAGGAAACAUUGUGCAAGUGUACCCAGCAGUGGAAUAUGACUUUGUGCCCAAUAACCUGGAGGUUGCCUCUGGAGACUAUGUACACAUUCAAUGGACUGGUUCCAAUACAAAUCCCAACAAUAAUGAUGGACAAGGACUUGCAGGCACUGAUCGUAGCAACAUUGUUCUCUUGGGGUCACAAGUGUAUCCGGAAGGAAUUGAAAAUGCAAAAUCUCGGGGAAUUAAUUAUGGUCAUUAUGGAGUUAAUUAUCCCAUGUCGAUAGAUAAUGCAACAUUUCUAAGCUUAUCUGAGGAAGAUGCACUUACUCUAGCAUUUUUGGAUCCUGGUCAGUUUCGUGGUGAAGUAUCAGAGCUCGAUGAUGCAGGAACAUAUUUCAACCUUCCUCCCAGGAAGGUCACACAGACAGGCACAUAUCACUACAUGAGCACGAGAAACAAUAACUUCUCAAACCGAGAUCAGAAGGGACGAGUAACAGUCACUUCUGUGGCUUAUAAAACUCAAGCAAUAGGAAAAAUGGGCGGGACUAUUGCCCUGCAGAAUGGCAUUGCUAAGGUGACUGUUGAUGAGGACACCUUUGACUCACUAAAAAUUGUGCGGCUGGAAAGGUUAUCCGCCGAAGAAGGAGAACAAGUUUUACAUGAGGCUAACAGAAAGCUAGAUGAAGGAGACAGUUACGCCAGUGGAUUUGUGUUUAUUUAUCCUGAUGAACUGAUUGGUGACCAGAAAGACAAGGCAUUUACGCUGGAGAUGAAACUGGACAAAGACUCCAACAAUGUUGAAGUUUAUUACGCAGCAACAGAUCUAUCUGUCUGGUCUAAAGUGGAAGCCAGAAUACAAGAUGGAAAAGCUACCAUCCAGGCCAGAUCAGGAGGUGUGUGGGUGGCACGGCAGCACACAAAUGUUGGAAUGAUAGUAGGAAUUGUAAUAGCGUGUGUUGUCGUCAUUGCAGUUCUAGCAGGAACAAUAUUUUAUUUUGCACGCAACCCAGGCAAGUGGCAGGCAGUGAGAACAAAUUGUAGAAAUGCCAAAAGAUCAAUGCAUAGUCAUGUGUAA